AAAAUAAAAAAAAAAUGAUAGGGCCUAUACAAUCAUUUUAAAAAUCCUUUUUUGUGUUCUUCAAUUGCGUUGUCAUUAGAAAAUGUAAAGCAGCCUCGGGUAAGGUUUCAAAUAGUUUAACAGAAACAAAUAGGUUAUGAAGCAAUACUUUGUUGCUUACUGGUUUAUUCAUUUGUCAAAAUAUUAACCGGUUAGUUUAGUUUUAUUUUAUACAAAAUACAGUACUUCUUUAUAUUCAAUAAAGAUAAAAUUUAAAAACAAGUUAUAUCGGUGACGCGCACAUAAAUAUAUACAUAUAUAAAUAUACAUAUACAUUCACAUGCGUAGGCAUUCAUCCGUUUUAUAUUAUUUUUAAAGUUGUUGUGACUAUUCUGCUACAUUUUUACGUCACAUCGAAUAUGUUAAAUUUGUUACACCGAAAAGUGGACAUCGAAUGGAAUGAUUCAAACAUUUUUAAACUAUUGAAUGUUUACAAAAAAGAAAUUGUAAUUCAUUUUUUUAGUAAACAUAGCCAAAUUGUGGAAAAUUUAAAUAAAAAAAGUGAAAUUUGUUUUACCCAAUUUAUAGUAUAAAGUAAUUCCCGUGAAAGUGUAAUUUCAUUAUGUAUAGAAGUUAUUUUACUACUACAUUACUACUAUUUUACUACUCCAUGUUUAUACAUGCAUGUAUGAUUAAUGAUAAUAUUGAUUUUGUCUGUGAUGCCGAUGGUUGUAAUUCAUCUAGAAUAAAGUCAGUUUAUCUUAAAUCUAUGAGUUGUUGUAAAGAUGAAGAUAUUCCCACUAAUAUUAGUUUUGAAUUAGUAAAAGAAAGAAAUGACAUUUCUAAAUAUCCAACUAAAUUACAGAUCAAUUUUAUACCACCACAAGGAAAUUGCGUGUACGGAGUAGUGUUGUCAGCAAAUGAGUCAGUUAACGAAGAACAAUGUAUGAAUUAUACUUUUGAGAAAUUUAAUGAUGCUGAAAUACAUACUAGAAUCAAUAUAGUUAUUGGUUCAAUUGCUCAAUAUCAGGGUAGCUUUAACAUAACUCUUCCAUAUAUAUUUACAGCAUGUUAUUCUAUCAAUUUCUGGUUUGGUAAUGGAAAAAUUAUAGCACACAAUGCAUUUCUAAAAACAAAUUAUAGUCGUACAGAAAUCAGUGACCCAGUGAUUGAAUGUUCAUACAGUAUUAUAUCUGAUAAUACAAUGAAUAAACUAUUAAACUUUGAAGUCAAUUUUUCUACACCAAUAGUAGAAGAUGUACUAGUAGAAUUGGGGUUGUUUGAAGAUGGGGACAGCUGUAGUUCUGAUGUGGAGGUGUCAAAUAUAUCUCAGAUGUUUCAUAUUUUGGAGCAUAAUCCAAACAAUAAGCAUCCUAACUUCACUACAACCUUAACUGUAAAUGGAAGAUAUGAAGCAAGCGGAAAAUUUCAAAGUAGAAAAAUUACACAAAAUACAAAUUACUGUUUUAAUGUACUUUAUGGUGAUAUAAGAAGUAAGAAGGGAACUCUUUGGAACCCUCCAGUAGAAAAAACUAAUUGGCAUGAACAAUGCCGAAAUAUAACUAAUUACGGCCAGUUUGAAUUUCAAUUCGGUAUUGAUUCUGAUAUACAUUCCUCUUUGCUCUUACAUAUUGUUACUAUUAUAUUAGUUGCAAUAUGUGGAAUUGUAUAUAUCAUUUAUAUUAUACAUACCUGUAAGAAAUAUGGAAGCAGAUACUAUACAAAUAUUUUUCAUAAAUGGGAUGUACAUGACGUAACAGACAACAAGAAUGAAAUGCAAUAUGAAAAUACAGGAAUCGUUUUAUUGUAUUCGAAAGGCUGUGAAUCUUUUAUGUCAUUAAUGACAGAUUUUCGUGAAGUGCUACGUAAAGUUUGUGGAUGUGUUGUACAUGAUUGGUAUGAUGGUAUAGAAUGUAAUUACGUAGCUGAAAUUGGUGGUUCUGAAUGGUUUGCUGAAAUGCUUCAUAAACAGUAUUGCAUUAUUUGGAUCGAUACACCAAGAAUGCGAUCGUUAAUUACAUCAAGAUUUAAAAGAAAUAAUUCGGAACAAUAUAAUUUUAUAGAAAUUUGUGAUUUUCGCGAUGUAGUUUUUCCUACGAUAUUUAAUUUAGCGAAACGCAAUGUCGAAGAAUCUGUGAUACAAGAGGCCAGGCAUUUUAUUGUACGACUAAAGGGAUUUGAUAAUUUUGAAGCCGAAACUGAUCCAUUCGUCGGUUUGUUUUCGCACACACGUUAUUUUAUACCUGAUGACUUAAAUUCUUUAUGCUCUGAUUUGCCAAUAUUGAAGCCAGAUAAAGUUAUAUUAUCUAUGAACCAAGAGCAAGAGCAUCUAGAACAGUAUUUACGUAAGAUUAAAUCUGAUUUGAAUAAAUAAUAAUUUUCAUCAUUCAUUGAUGUAUAUGGUCUGUUCCAUGAGACCUUGAUGUAAUUCGAUGACGAGUUUUCGAUUUUCCUGCACAUGUUAUUUGAUUUAGUUCUAUAUAUGUAUGCAUUCUGUAAUCUAUGGAAACGUGUAUACGUUUUACAAAAACGUUUAUAUAUUCUUUUAUCUCUCUUUAUGGAUCCCGAUCCAUUUUUUCCGAUUAUUUAUUAUUUUAUCUCUACUCAUGAGCCAAACCAUGCACAUUUUAGUUAUUAAAUAUUUUAUUCUUCUUCAUGGGUCAA
Osmia bicornis bicornis is the source of this 2643-nucleotide messenger RNA. RefSeq lists its product as uncharacterized. Lineage: Eukaryota; Metazoa; Arthropoda; Insecta; Hymenoptera; Megachilidae. The coding region runs from base 602 to 2353 and encodes 583 amino acids. The record is from RefSeq and is a predicted model, not a curated record. The transcript has 11 exons.